AUGGCGACUUUAGCAGGACCUAGUUUUGCCGCUUACACAUUCGGCGGAGCUGGUGGAAACCAAACCGUCGUGGACAAGGUACCAGCUGAUAUGCUCCACAUGAUCGAUCCUCACUGGUAUCAGUUUCCACCAAUGAACCCAUUGUGGCACGGAAUUCUCGGUUUCGUCAUCGGCUGCCUUGGUUUCGUAUCAAUUGUCGGUAAUGGAAUGGUCAUCUACAUCUUCUCCUCGACGAAAUCACUCAGAACACCGAGCAAUCUCCUGGUUGUCAACCUCGCAUUCUCGGAUUUCGCCAUGAUGGCCUGCAUGGCACCACCGAUGGUGAUAAACUGCUACUACGAGACGUGGGUUUUCGGUCCACUAAUGUGCGAGCUGUACGCCUGUGCCGGUUCUCUCUUCGGAUGUGGCUCCAUUUGGUCAAUGACUAUGAUUGCAUUUGACAGAUACAACGUAAUUGUUAAGGGACUUGCAGGCAAACCCAUGACCAUCAACGGAGCACUCCUCCGAAUCCUUGGAAUCUGGGUGUUCUCACUUGCAUGGACGAUCGCACCCUUCUUCGGAUGGAAUCGAUACGUUCCCGAGGGCAACAUGACAGCCUGCGGUACUGACUAUCUCAACAAGGACUGGCUGUCACGCUCCUACAUCCUGGUUUACAGCAUCUUCGUGUACUACUCGCCACUUCUCCUGAUCAUCUACUCUUACUACUUCAUCAUCCAGGCUGUCUCAGCCCACGAGAAGAACAUGCGAGAGCAGGCGAAGAAGAUGAACGUCGCCUCCCUGAGAUCAGCUGAGAAUCAGGCACAGAGUGCUGAAUGUAAAUUGGCGAAGGUCGCCCUCAUGACGAUCUCCCUGUGGUUCAUGGCAUGGACCCCAUACCUCGUCAUCAACUACGCCGGUGUCUUUGAGAGCGCCAAGAUCAGCCCCCUGUUCACCAUCUGGGGAUCAGUCUUCGCCAAGGCCAAUGCUGUCUACAAUCCAAUUGUCUACGGCAUCAGCCACCCUAAAUACCGUGCAGCCCUCUUCCAGCGAUUCCCAUCACUGGCCUGUGGUGGCAAUGAGUCAUCCGGAAGUGACGCCACAUCGACCACAACAACCGUCACCGAAGGCGAAAAGGCCUCCGCAUAAAUAUCGAUUUUGCACGAUUCCAAGGAUCGCAAUCGAGAUACGUUCAACUGAAUCUCGAAUAUCUAAACACAUCGUCUUCACAUCAGGACAUGCAAAUACCUAACAAUUGCUCACUCAUACGCAGAGGCUCAUAUUGAAUCUUCUAACGAGUUUCGGUGUCUCUCGACUCACGUCACAUUGAAAUUUACACUCGAUAAUUACACAUCAGUGUCAUCUUCUGGUACCUUAAAAUUUUGACAUCGUUUGGGGGUGACAAUGGAGACACCGAAGGGUGGAAAAUCCCACCCAAUUCAACUGCGGUAUCAAGGCCAUCAGGAAAACACUCUAGGAGAGAAAAAUGGUUGACUCCAUCGAUUUUCAAGUUCUGGAAUUAUUUUGCACCACAAUUUGAUUCAAUUGUUAUUUGACAAUCAGAUGGAACGUUAUUUUUUUCCCUCUUGAUACUGAAAUGCGUGUGGAAAAUAGCAGUCCAUUGGAUUGGCACCAUCGUUGUAUCUGUCUUGAAUUUUGUAAUAUUAAAUCAACCCUUGAAGCAACAA
Molecule: messenger RNA, 1664 nt
Organism: Diachasmimorpha longicaudata
Lineage: Eukaryota; Metazoa; Arthropoda; Insecta; Hymenoptera; Braconidae
Product: rhodopsin
Exons: 4
Coding region: 1-1125 (374 amino acids)
Biological process (GO): visual perception; cellular response to light stimulus; G protein-coupled receptor signaling pathway
Cellular component (GO): plasma membrane
Molecular function (GO): G protein-coupled photoreceptor activity
Source: RefSeq, a predicted model, not a curated record